Messenger RNA from Nicotiana tabacum (common tobacco), 806 nucleotides. RefSeq lists its product as uncharacterized. The record is from RefSeq and is a predicted model, not a curated record. NCBI's taxonomy places the organism in Eukaryota, Viridiplantae, Streptophyta, Magnoliopsida, Solanales, Solanaceae.
UGCAAAAACCUUCAUCACAUCAAAAACCUCCAAAUUCUCCUCUUCCCAAAAACCCUUUAGAUUUUUCUUUUUUCUCCCAUGCAGUCAUCCAAAAAUGAACAUUCACUAGGUUUGGCUGAUUAUGUUGGUGUUGAGAGCUAUGUUGAUUUAAAAUCUGCUUUGAAUUUGGAACCCUAUAAGUGGUUCAGCGGCAGCGGUGGCGGCGGAUUUGAGAGAAGGGAAGAAGUGAGAAUGGCGAUGAAGAGAGAGAAGCAGAAGGAGAAAGUAGAGAGAGAAUAUCCGCCGUCGAUACCGUGGCUGGCGCACACGGAGAAUUUGCCGACUUCACAAAUGCCGUGGGUGAUGAAGAGGUAUUAUACACCUGACGGCAGAUUGAUUAUCAAAGAAGAGAAGGUGAAAAGGUUUGAGUAUUUCGAGGCUCACCGUACUAAUGGACGAUUAAUGGUUAAUCUCGUCCCAUUAAACGAUGACGUUUCGGGUUCCGACGAUGAUGAUGAAGAUUGUGUAUGUGAUGAUGGCGAUGUGGCUGUAACGGAUGGUUGUAAUCAGGUGAAGGUUGAUCGGACGGAGGAGAAAGAAUCGACAUUGGUGAAUGGUGGUGGUACUCCGGUGAUCGGCGGCGGUGGAAGUGGAGGAGGAAGCAAGUGUUCGAGUUUAUUUUCGUUAGGUGUACCUGUACCGGCGAUAAGGCCAGUUCAUACAUAACAACCUACCCACAACUGUUGACCUAUCUCUUAUGCUAAAAUGAGCCUUUUUUAAGUGUUUUAAAUUCUUUUUUUAUUUAGUUCAAAAGGAACAAAAAUCUU